CCAGUCAAAAAAAUAACAGAUUCAGGUUGCGUCACGUUUACCUGCAAUCCGUGCAGUACUUUCCAGACUUUCAACUUGGUCUGCUUACAUUAUUGGACAUUGACGUUCAAUUCUUCCGUAAGAUAUCUUGGUGUUCGAGUUAUCACUGACCUCGUGGUCAACUGCUUGUUUUUCGUAGGGAUCAAUCAACUCGUGACCGGUAAACGAAUAUUUUCUCACAGCCAGACAUCAAGAUGCCUGAAUCAAUGACGGCUAAAGAAGUACGCCAAUCGUACAUAGAUUUUUUCAAGAGCAAAGGUCAUGAAUAUGUGCAUUCCAGCUCUACUAUACCCCACGACGAUCCUACAUUGCUGUUUACCAAUGCUGGAAUGAAUCAGUUCAAGCCCAUUUUCCUUGGCACUGUUGACCCGAACAGUGAUAUGGCCAAGUGGAUAAGAGUUGUCAAUACCCAGAAGUGCAUAAGAGCAGGAGGAAAGCACAAUGACUUGGAUGACGUUGGCAAGGAUGUUUAUCACCAUACUUUCUUUGAAAUGAUGGGCAACUGGUCGUUCGGAGAUUAUUUCAAAAAAGAAAUUUGCACCUGGGCCUGGGAAUAUUUGACGACUAUUCUGAAAUUACCUGCUGAUCGAUUGUACGUUACUUACUUUGGUGGUGACGAAAAAGCUGGACUGGAGCCAGACAACGAGUGCAAGGACAUUUGGCUCUCUUUAGGUGUACCACCGACGCACGUUUUGCCAGGAAGUAUGAAAGACAAUUUUUGGGAAAUGGGUGAAACUGGUCCAUGCGGUCCUUGCAGUGAAUUGCAUUACGAUCGAAUCGGAGGUCGAGAAGCUGCUCACUUGGUGAACGAGGAUGAUCCUGACGUCCUCGAAAUAUGGAAUCUCGUAUUUAUACAAUUUAAUCGUGAAUCGGAUGGAUCGCUCCGAAGUUUACCCAAAAAACACAUCGAUUGUGGUCUCGGAUUGGAACGUUUGAUCUCUGUGAUACAGAAUAAGCGUGCCAACUACGAUACUGAUUUGUUCAUGCCACUGUUCGAUGCUAUUCAAAAGGGUACCGGUGCUCCAGAAUAUCAAGGAAGAGUCGGAGACGACGAUGUCAAUGGCAUCGAUAUGGCAUACAGAGUAUUGGCCGAUCACGCUCGUACGAUCACAAUUGCUCUCGCCGAUGGUGGAAUGCCGGACAAUACUGGCCGAGGCUAUGUAUUGAGAAGAAUUUUGCGAAGAGCGGUGCGUUACGCGACCGAAAAAUUGAACGCAAAACCCGGGUUUUUCGCAUCAUUGGUGAAUGUCGUAGUCGAAUUACUCGGCGAGACAUUCCCUGAGUUAACGAAAGAUCCUCAAUCGAUAAUGGACGUAAUCAACGAAGAAGAAACCCAAUUUCUCAAAACUUUGUCUCGCGGUAGAAAUCUUCUCGAUCGUACGAUCGCCAAACUUGAAAAUCUGAAUAUUUUGCCCGGCGAAGUAGCUUGGCGAUUGUAUGAUACUUACGGAUUUCCGGUUGAUCUCACGCAACUUAUGAGCGAGGAAAAAGGUCUGUCGGUCGAUAUGGCCGCUUACGAGGAAGCUAAAAAAUUGGCACAGAUCGCAUCCCAAGCCAAAUCAGGUGGCGCUGACGAGCAAAUAAAUUUGGACGUGCACGCAAUAACGGAGCUGCAAAACAAAGGAGUUCCUCCAACCGAUGAUUCCUUCAAGUACAAUUACAAGGCUGCUUCGUCGGACAGGAACGCUGAAUACAUAUUCGAGGCCUGCGACGGCAAAGUGAUAGCGAUUCGUCGCGAUAAAACGUUCGUUGAUGCAGCAUCGUCAGGCGAAGAAGUGGGCAUACUUCUCGACCGUACUAAUUUCUACGCCGAACAAGGUGGCCAAAUUUAUGACGAGGGAUUCCUCGUCAAAAUAACGGACGACAGUAACGACGAAAACACGGAAAUUCGUGUGACCAAUGUACAAGUUCGUGGUGGAUACGUUUUACACGUUGGAACUGUGGGAAUCGGAAGUUUGAAGGUCGGCGACCGUGUCAAUUUGAACGUUGACACUUCCCGACGACGUUUAGUUAUGAACAAUCACAGUGCGACGCACGCUCUUAAUUACGCCUUGAGGAGCGUUCUCGGUACGGAAACCGAUCAAAAAGGUUCUCUCGUCGCUCCCAACCGACUGCGCUUCGAUUUUACUAACAAAAGCGCCAUGAGCCCCGUCCAAGUGAAAAAGACUGAAGAUAUAAUCACGGAAAUCGUUGAGAAAAACAAACAAAUUUAUGCUAAAGAGAGCAACUUGGCUGUCGCCAAAACUAUUCUCGGUCUGCGCGCCAUGUUCGAAGAAGCUUACCCAGAUCCCGUCAGAAUCGUCAGCGUUGGCGUUCCCGUUGAAGAAUUGGAGAAAAAUCCUCUGGGCGAUCGUGGAACUCACACGAGCGUUGAAUUUUGCGGUGGAACGCACUUGCACUACACCAGUCACAUCGGCGAUUUCGUGAUAACGAGCGAAGACGCGAUUUCUCGCGGAAUCCGAAGAAUCGUAGCUCUAACCGGGCCGGAGGCAAGCAAAGCGUUGAAAAAGGCGGAGCUUUUACAAAAUCGUUUGAACAAAAUCAAAGCCGACGUCGAAGCCGAUACAACGUGUACCGACUCUAAAGAACAUAUAAAGCGAAUCGUUGAAAUGACCGAAGACGUUUCUCACGCCACGAUUCCUUACUGGAAGAAAGACGAGAUGAGAACGAUGUUGAAAAAUUUGAAAAAAUCUCUCGACGACAAAGAACGCGCUGCGAAAGCUGCGAUCGCUAAUAACGUCGCUGAAGCAGCUUCCCAACUCAUUCAAACCCAAGUUGGAACGCCUGUGCUUGUUGAAGAACUUCAAGCUUUUAGUAACACCAAAGCUCUGGAUCUUGCGCUUAAAAAAGUCAAGGCAGUAUCGCCCGAAACGAGUGCAAUGUUUCUCAGCGUUGAUCCUGAGAGUAAAAAAGUUUUCGCACUCUGUGCCGUUCCCAAGAGCGCUGUAGAAAAAGGAUUGAAAGCAAAUGAAUGGAUCAAGACAAUCGCGACGUUGAUGAACGGCAAAGGCGGUGGAACGCCCGAGUCCGCGCAAGCCUCUGGUACGAAUUACGAAAGUCUCAAGGAAUGUCUGAAGCUCGCUCAUGAAUUUGCGUCGUCGAAGCUUGGUUUGGAUGCAGCAGAGCGCGUCGAAUCUUCGAAAGGAGUUAAGAACGAUUCGUCGAGUGAAAAAAACUCGGAGGAUUUGAUCCUCCACACGGUGCCCGGUAGUAUGAGAGGCAAUUACGUUCAAAUCGUCGCGAAGUGGAGCAAUAGAAAAUUGAUAAUCAAGGAAGAAAAUGUGAAGACCGGUGAAUCUUCAAACGCUCUUUUACUGAAGGGCAAGAACGUUGAUUUACGUGACGGAUCUGCCAUUGCUUUUUUCCUGGCAAAUUCACAGCUACGACGAGACGACGAUUCGUUCGCAAUGAGUCAAGUUAUUCAGUGGAUGAGUUAUGCGGAAAAUCACAUAACACCGCAAGUACUCACCCUCGUAUUAUCCACACUGGGCCUGGACUCGAAAAUUUCGUCGACGAGUCGAAAACAGUCGGAAGAUCAAUUAACGCAAACACUCACCGCCCUCAACGAGAUUUUACUCGAAAAAACUUACCUCAUUCAAGACCGUGCGAGUCUCGCUGACCUGGCAGUGUUCAGUGCUUUUCUCCCCCUUUACGAGCACGUUUUGAGCCCGGAAAGCCGGAAAACGUACGGAAAUCUCACGAGAUGGUUUGAAACGAUUCUCAAUCAGUCAGUUGUGCUCGCGGUUGUUAAAACUUUUCAAUAUUGUGAGACAAACGAUCAAAAUAAAACCUCGCAGACUCCCCAACCGAAACGUAAACGAAACCGGAAUUCUAAUCGCCAGAAAAAAUCGCCUCCCUGCUAGUCAUCUUUUUCUGCGUUCUUUGUUGUCGGUGUAGUCGGUGGUUUCUAUGUGAAAUUAUAUUAAUAGAUGCGAUGUGAUGGGGGAGUCGGUGAAGGCUGACAGCAACUACAACUUUUGAGAUUAUUCACUUUUUUCUACGACACAGCGAUAAAUUUUCUAAGAAAUAUAUUACAAAGAACAUCGAUUUA
Venturia canescens is the source of this 4090-nucleotide messenger RNA. It is a transcript of the gene AlaRS, whose product is annotated as alanine--tRNA ligase, cytoplasmic. Gene Ontology annotation, molecular function: ATP binding; nucleic acid binding; aminoacyl-tRNA deacylase activity. The record is from RefSeq and is a predicted model, not a curated record. Gene Ontology annotation, biological process: alanyl-tRNA aminoacylation. Bases 234 to 3902 code for a protein of 1222 amino acids. The transcript is spliced from 11 exons. Lineage: Eukaryota; Metazoa; Arthropoda; Insecta; Hymenoptera; Ichneumonidae. Gene Ontology annotation, cellular component: mitochondrion; cytoplasm.